AUGUCCAUCGGUGGUCCUUGUCUCUGGGUGCCGUCUUUGUCCUCGCCAGUCGCCUCGCCAUUUUCUGCUGUCACAUCCCACCUAUCCGCAGUAGCUCGUCACGGAGAGCGGGUUUCUUCGACGCCACGGAUAGCUUCCCCGCUGUUGAUUCUGCCUAGAGAUCGAGAGGUUACCUCUCGGAGUGCCUCGUCGUCGGUUGAGAUGCAACGGACCGGUGUGACGGCUGAAAAUGCCUUACCCACUCCUGUGCUAAUCCCGGGGAACACGGCGGGGUCCGGCUUGUAUCGUGAGGGAGAGAUCCCAGCGCGAGAUCUGGCCAACCAAAGACCUGGAGCGGGAAGAGAGGAUUUGUUGCCUCGAAUGAAGCUGGAAAUUCCUGGUGGAGGCAAUACGAAUUAUGCCAUGUCGCAGCCGCAGAUUGGAUUCGGUCGCUCUGACGAGUCAACGAAUGCCCGCCAGUCGGCCCUGGAGGCAAAUGACGAUCACGACAAGGAGUCGACGAUUAGCCCCUCCGACGAGAAGGGCGAGGUUAUUGGAGAUGAUGAAAGUAAUCGGUCGCCGUCGUUGGAGAAAAAGAAGAUGAAGAGAUUUCGGCUUACACACAAUCAGACUCGCUUCUUGAUGAGCGAGUUCACUCGCCAAGCGCAUCCAGACGCUGCUCAUCGAGAGCGUCUGUCGAGGGAGAUCCCCGGGUUGACACCACGUCAAGUCCAAGUGUGGUUCCAGAACAGGAGAGCGAAGUUGAAGCGCCUGACUACAAAUGAUCGUGAAAGGAUGCUAAAAUCGCGAGCCCUGCCGGACGACUUCGAUACGACAAAAGUCCUGCGGACGCCUUUUGAAAGCAAAUCUACAGGCCCGACGCCAGUGGCAUCACCGCAUGGUUACGGGGCUCCAAACCCAGAUUUUGCAUCUCUGAGAGCGCUUCGCACUGAUAGCUUUCAGCGGCCAAAUGACGAAGAUUACCUCGUCUCACCUCUAAGUUCUGCGUCGACCGCGGGAACGUACAUGUCUUCUGCUGGACGGAGUGAUGGGCUACCUAGUUCAGGAAUGAUGUUUGGCCGGUCUGCAGCAUCUGCGUCUAUGUCCGAUCUGCAUAGAACGAUCCGGAGCGACUACUCAAUCACCAGGUCUAGCAGCUUGUCAGAUGCAUCCUCUCACCCUCCGUCUUUCCAUCAUAGCAUGCAGAUGCACAACCGCUUCGCGCCAUCCUCAAAUCCUUCUAACCUGCCUUAUACGCGACAACCACCCAUGGACUACGGGAUUCCUCGUCACCCAGGUGGAAUGGUCACCCAUUACGACCAACACCAGCAAUUCGAGGGGUCCGUAUCCCCAACCGAUUCUCAAGGAGCGCCAAUGCCAUAUGAAAUGAGCAAUAUCAGCUCGCAACAGCAAAGUUACCAGCCGCAGCUCGCAAUGCCCACGCCAAAUAGCAAUGUCAGCAUGGGCUCCCAGCUCCCAUCUCACGGGAGACCUCUGCAGUCUGUGCCUGUCUCCGCGCCGCAAGAAUAUAGACCCUACUCGUACGCGCAGCCCUCAGCACCGAUGGGCACCAUGCCAUACACUCAAUCCAACGCCUCCACCAUAAGCCUUCCUCCCUCCUUUGCUCCGACCGAGUCCACCUCGGCCUCGCAGGACCAGAUGUCGCAGAACCAACAAGGCCUUGAGUCUCUCCGGACCAAAUUCGGCAAUCCCCCCUUCAACUACGCGAGCUAUAUCCAACAAUAG
Molecule: messenger RNA, 1725 nt
Organism: Penicillium daleae
Lineage: Eukaryota; Fungi; Ascomycota; Eurotiomycetes; Eurotiales; Aspergillaceae
Product: homeobox domain-containing protein
Exons: 4
Coding region: 1-1725 (574 amino acids)
Biological process (GO): regulation of transcription by RNA polymerase II
Molecular function (GO): DNA-binding transcription factor activity, RNA polymerase II-specific; RNA polymerase II transcription regulatory region sequence-specific DNA binding
Source: RefSeq, a predicted model, not a curated record